AUGCGACUUGGAGCUACCAUGUUCUUCUUGCAAAAAGGCGAACAGAGGGGAAAGUUGUUUUCAGGAACCUCCCCAUCCGCCUUCGGGCGACGAAUUGAAAAAAUAAAACAGAGACAACUACGAGUUCAACGUAGAAAAUCAGAAAACGUGGAAAAAUCAACCGAUGAUACACAGUUGCAACUUCAACUGCAAGUUAGAGAUUCCGCCCUAAUAACAUUACCCUCUAAGGUUCAAGGUUCACAAAAAUCGGAUGUUACCAACUUAAGUGACAGUGAAAAUGUAGUUGAGUUGACUUCUUUCGAAUUAGUUCAGAUGCGGACAUUAGAUCACGUCAGUAUUGAAGUGACUAAGAAUUUACUUUAUUCUUCAAAACAAUCCUUUGGGUUUUAUACUAAUCAAUUUGUGAACUUAGAUGAGAUCUAUAACGAUUGUAAGAACUUUUAUCAACUAAUGGCUGCAAACAAUGGUCAUCACUCGGUUUUCUUGAGCGUUAAUGAAAUGAGAGGCUUGAGCUUAUGCUUCUUGAUUUUAGCAAACGCAGUGCUUUUUGGAAAUUUCGAAAAUUUAAAAUGGAUUACUAGUUCAAAAUGGCCGACCAAACUUGAAAUAAUGGAGAAUUUAAUAGAUGUUGCGACAAUGUUACGUUCGAAAAUAGAGUCACUCAACGGCGUAACAGAUUUAUUAUAUUUGAUGAAUUUCUAUUUUUUGAUAGAUUUGUAUUAUAAAUUUUCCUCAAAGAUUCAUUAUAGUUAUUACGAAUACAACAAUUUGCUACAUAACUUGAUCAAUAGCAAAGAAGGAUUUCCUUUUGUUGAAAGAAGAUCAAACAUAUUUGCGUUAAAUCUUUCUUCGAAAAAGCUAGCUCACAAUGUUUUGCAACUAAAAGUCAAAGAAAUGGCUACGCCUUUUUUUCGAGCCAAAGGACUUAACCAAAUGGAAUAUCUUCUUUCACCAAAUAAAGAGGUAUUAAAGAUUGUCAAUGAUAAGAGCCAAAUAUUCAUGGAACCUUUCUUCGAAUUUCAGCUUCAAGUUUGUUCCUUGCACUUCAAUAGAGUACCAUUUGCUUCUUCUGCUAUUAGUAUUAUUCACUCUUAUUUAACAUUGAUCAUUGAAAUUGGCGAUCUAUUAGAGGUGGCAUUGAAAGAUUUCUCCGAGAGGAUAUCUCGCCCCAAAUUUAAAUAUGCUGAUGAUUUUCUCUUGUUACAAAAGAAUCAGAAGGUACUUUCCGACCAAUGCAAAAAUAUUACGCUCAUGAAGCUUGAAUCAGGAUACUUCCCGUCGAUUAUAUUUUUGUCACAUUUGUUUACGGUUAUAUGCAUGUUUAACCACUUCAGUGGUUUAAAAGGAGCCGUUGAAAGCUCCGAUUCUUCAAAGACAUUCUUGCAAUUGUUCGUCGAACAACGGGGGAUUCAUGCUCUUGAAAUAUUUUAUGAAUGUAUGGUUCGUCAAGGAAUUUUUGGAAUGUGUUUGAAAUGUAUAUACGACGACCACAAAGGUGUGAUUGACCUAAACUACAUUUUCAAGCUAAUUUUACAUCGUUUUGAUUCGACCUUUGAAUGCUUUGUCCAUGACCCAAUGCAUUCAGAUUUGUAUGAAGAUGUGCCAUUUUACCAUAUGUCAAUCGAUUUGAUCACUGAGUUGACUCAUUUGUUACACUCACCAAAGUGUAACUUUUCACUGCCUAUUGAUCUAACUGAAUAUAUUCGAAGCAAGCUACCAUCUCCUUUAUUGAGCUUCUUCGUUAACAACUGGUUCGGCUCUCAGGAUAGCAUGGCGCUAUACAUUGAAAAAGUAUGCGAAUUAUUAACUUUUGUUAAGACAUGGAAGCUGCCCAAUGGCAUACCUAUCACAAGCACAAAAAACUUUAACAUGUGUAUGGUAGUGGCCAAUGAAAAUUCACUCUCAGGAUUUCGUUUUUCAAAAUCCUUGAUCUCGGAUUACGUUUCUGAUAUAGUGGAGCCCAACUUGCAACUUUAG
Priceomyces carsonii is the source of this 1977-nucleotide messenger RNA. It is a transcript of the gene ZCF8, whose product is annotated as Zcf8p. The transcript has a single exon. Bases 1 to 1977 code for a protein of 658 amino acids. Lineage: Eukaryota; Fungi; Ascomycota; Pichiomycetes; Serinales; Debaryomycetaceae. The record is from RefSeq and is a predicted model, not a curated record.